Ambispora leptoticha is the source of this 474-nucleotide messenger RNA. NCBI's taxonomy places the organism in Eukaryota, Fungi, Glomeromycota, Glomeromycetes, Archaeosporales, Ambisporaceae. The record is from the annotation of a GenBank genome assembly.
AUGAUACUACGGGAUGACGAUGAUACACCUUCACCUUUACCAUCUCCGUCUAGAUCUUCAGGGUAUUUACAAAUUGAAAAUGACGAGGAAUCUACCUUAGAUUUGUUUAUUUGUUUUUGCAGGAUUGAUCGUACUCUUAUUGAACAAUUAGAACGGGAGGUCUUUAAAUUUAAAAUUUUUAUAACCAAUAAAAGUGUGCCAAUUAAUCGAUGUGCAACAUAUAAAUGCUUAAUGUUACAACUUUUAGAAGGUCUGGCGAUAGUUCAUGAGCAUGGAAUACUAGAUAGAGAUAUCAAAUGUAAUAAUAUUUUGCUGAACAAUCGUGGUGAACUCAAAUUGGGUACUUCAGAAUUACUGGAAAUAUUAUUUGUCGGUGGGGAUCUUGCAUUAUAUUAUAAUUCACGUCAUCUUUUUCGACCUUUAACUAUCAAUAAAAAUUUUCUUUACAAGAAGCGAGUCAUGGAAUCAACAUAG